This is a messenger RNA of Prorocentrum cordatum, 1186 nucleotides long. NCBI's taxonomy places the organism in Eukaryota, Dinophyceae, Prorocentrales, Prorocentraceae. The record is from the annotation of a GenBank genome assembly.
CGGGCCUCGGGCGCCGGCGCGGCGGGCUCCGGCGGCGGCGCCGCCAGCAGCGGGGGCUCCUCUCCGCGGGGCGGCGGCGACGCGCCGGCCAGGCUGAUGCUGGACACCAAGGUCUCGCCGGCUGGCUCGGCGGACGCCCUCUUCCAGGAGUGUAUCGGCGCCAUCCGGAAUCAGCGUGCCAGCCUGGAGACGGACGCCGUGUACCAGGCGGUGGAGACGGGGGCGAUCACGAAGCUCAAGCAGGACGAGCUGGAGCUGACGCGGAGGAUAUUUGCCCGCAUCGAUCCGUCCCAGAAUCUGACGUCUGACCUCAAGCACGCCGGCCACGACAUCGACCCGUAUUGGAGCCCCUUCCGCAAGGUGGACAACCUCAAGGAGCAGGUCACGGCCGAGUUCGACGAGUAUUCGCGCUACGUCAGCGUGGCCGAGCAGAAGCGCGUCCGCAUCCAGAUCAAGAAGAGCCUGAAGAGGUGCAGCCAGGUGUACAACCCGUACUCGCGGGAGUUCAAGAAUUACCACGACAGGCAGGCCAGCGAGACGCCGCCGGUGCCCUUCCGCCUCCCAGACAAGCACUGGGAGCCGACCCCGCUGCAGGUGCGGCUGGCUCGCGAGCGCAUCACCUGGCGGGAUAUCGACAUCAUUCAGCACUGUCUUGCGGACAACGUCGAUUGUUCUUUCACACAUCCUGCCCCGCCGGACCACGAUGUUCCCAAUCAGGAAGCAGAAGGAGCUGGUGCGGGCCGUGAAGCGGGCGCAAAAGAUGGCCCUCCUGCCGUACUUCACCAAGCCGCAGGACUACCAGUGCAUGCCCCUGAUGGAUCCGCUGCAGUGGACCGCGGAGCGGCUGACGGACCGCUGGAUCGACGACCGGGACCGCCGCUCGCAGGCGAUGUUGCGGGUGAUGAUGGAGCGCCACCCGGAGCUGGACUUCCGGCGCUUCCUGCGGCACGAGGCCCAGCUCGCGGAGCGCGCUGCGCAGCAGGCCGCAGCCUCUGGAGCCCCCGGCGGGCAGCCUGCUGCGGCAGGCUAGGGCCACGCUGCCGCCUUCUGUCCGCCCUCCCCUCCCGUGCUCCUCGUGCUGGUCUUCCCCCUGCUCCUCCCGUGCUACUGUGCCGCUCUGGCUUCCGCCCUGAGGCCGGCGGCGCAUGCAACUGCGGAGCUGGAUGAGCGACCGCGAGGGCGAAAA